GUGCUUCCUUUUCGUGGCGGGCCACCUUACAACUUUCCCCAUGUUUCUUAUGCGCUUCCUUUGAGAUACCUCGUCUAUAAUGUUUUCUUCGAAACCGGUCUGGCACCUUCCAGUCGCUCUUUUGGCAGUUUCUUUCCUUCUGUAUGCGUCGAUCGGAUUGUGGUUUAGCGAAUGGAUAUCGGACGGGUUCCGCCGCCGGCCGCCUAACGCACUUGACGUCGUUCUCUCUCCUACGACUAUCGACGCGCUUUACGAAGAUGACCGCUUACAUCACGCGAUACUCUCCUUGACGGAGACCGUCGCGAAGGCGUCGACGAAAUAUGGGGAUUCGUAUAGGUUGGAGGGCGUGAAGAGUUUUGGGAAGGAUCUCACUGAGGACGUUGCGCGGUUGAGAGUCACGCAGGUGCAAAAGAGGAGGAAGAGAGGGCUACUGGAGGAUCUGGGAAGCCUAAUAACAGGAGGUGGUGGGGAUGGCCAGCAGGGGCAGGAUCAGGGGGGUUUGCUAUCUGAGCUUGGAAAUGCGCUUGGUGGAAAUGGCACCGGAGGUCUCGGUGGCCUUCUUCAGCAGGGCCUCGCUGGGAUCGGAAACUCGCUCCUCGAAGGAGCGGCAACUCCUGCGUACUUUCUCGGUAUCGGUAUUGGCAUGGGCGCAGAAACCGGUCUCAACCUCACCGACAUGGAACAAGCGCAAGCCAUAGCCACAAAGGUUGCCGCGUCUUCGAACUCUCAGCCCACCGGCCUCAAUCUCAUUGCACAAAACCUUGGAUCUGGUCUCGCCGGUCAGCUCACGCCGGCUCUGGGGAACCUUGGCGGCGACGUCGACGUAGGAAUGGCGGUAUUUGCGCUCGCUCAAGGCAUUGGGCAGGGAAGUGCGAGCGGGCUUAACCUCACCAGUCAGCAGUUUGGGCCCUCAAAUGCCUCUGAUAUUAUGGGAAUUGCCAAGAAUUUUGGACUGGGGGUUUCCGAGCCGAUAGCUGGGAGCAUCAAUUUCCAGCAACUGCUCGGCCAGGGCGGUGGCAGCGACAUUAUGGCGCAGAUUCCGCAGAUUGCGGCGGCCGCGGGUCAGGGUCUUGGUGAGGGCGCGAGCAAUGGGCUGGGGCUUGCGAAGGCGGGCAACACAAGCAGUUUAUCGAGACGACAAGCAGCAACCGAUCCCAGCCAGCUCGACGUUCCAGGAACAGUCAGCGACUUCACCCGGGGUCUCAGUCAGGCAUUUCUUGGGUCGGCGGAUCUUAGCAAGCUCGGCCUUGGUGGGGGUCUUAACUUCAGCCUUGACUCCACUGCGCUGGUCUCGCUAGCAUCCGGGGCUGGGAAGGGCAUUGGCGAAGGUGUAGCCAUCGGCCUCAACCUGACAGCUGCGGGCAACGUAACCAGUCCUGCGACGGGCGGCGCAGGCGCCAACGAGCAAGAGCAGAUCGCAGAGCAGUUUACGCAAGGCUUGGUCGCGGCUCUGUUGCAAAAUGGCGGCACGACAUUCCUCCAGAACGCCAUAUCCUCCCAAGGACUAACGAAGACUAUCAGCCCAGCGAAGGCUGCCGAAGGUGCCGCACGUGGGCUUGUGGAAGGCAGCGUCAAUGCGCUGUCUAUGGCUGGUGGCGUCAAGAAAGUUCUGGCUGGUGACUUCUCCCCACAGCUAGCCAUGAAUUUGCCGUCUAUGCCGCCCUCUACAUUCGACGACUCCGUGAACGGCUCGGCUGUGGCGUUUGCGAGAGGGCUCUCCGGCGAGGGCACCUUACUUAUCGCGCAGCUUCUCAAGAACAGCUCCUUACUGUCGCCCUCCAAGCGCAGCAUUGACACGAGUGAGAGUGGAGUAGUCCCAUACAACCACUUGAAUCGCCGAGCCGACGCUACACCACUUGCCGUCGACAGCCAGACCAUACAAGGGGUCCUACAGGUGGGCACUAAUGCAAUCACGUGCCAGGGCUUUGGCGGUCUGGCCUCUCUUGCGCUUGGAUUGAAAAACAGUGGUACACUCAACAUUCAAGGGAGUGGAACACCGCUGGAUAAUUCCACUCUCGCGGCGUUGCCGAAGGAACCGAUCUCCAUCACUUCAGAGGGCAACAAAUUCACGAUCCAGAUUCAGGAAGGAUCGAUCACGGUUAAUGGACUGAAGUCUCUCCCCUUUAUUGUAUUGACUGCACUACACGUCCUCCUCACCACAUUUGCCUUCUUCUACGCUCUCCCUGCGUAUCUCGCCCUCGGCGCUCUCUUUCGUCUCUCCCAGCUCAUUGGUCAUCCGUUCAACGAAGCAUCAAACAAGAAGUGGCGCAAGAUAAUUCUACUAGCCGUUUUCACGCCCUCGGCUCUUCUUGGCAUGAUCUUUGGUAUCGUCGGGAUGGGAAAGGCGCAACACUUCCGCACCGCGCACGGCAUAUUCGGCCUUCUAGCCCUUCUCAUCAUCCCGCCAACAGUCAUAACCUCAUUUAUGCGUCUCCGCACUGCCAUACCACCGCCGCCCUCAUCAGCGUUCCUCGGCCUCAAGCAGAUCCCUCAGCUCAUCAAAGGUCCCCACAAAAUCCACCUCAUCAGCGCAUUCCUCGUCCAGCAGACACUCGGUUUCGGCAUGAUUGCCUUCAUCCAGGGCUUCUCCGACCUGCGUUCCAUCUCGCUCUGCAUCGUCGACGCAGUGCUUACGGCACCCAUCGUCGUCGGCCUCAUAAACGUAGUCGUCUUCCUGCAAAUGAGUGCGAUGGCGUUACUUGGUGUGAGAGUGUAUCUAGAGCAGCGAAUCGCUAAAAAGGAGAAGGAGGGCGCUGGGAACAGCAGUGGUCCUGGAGCAGAGAAGGGCGAUGUGAAGAGAAGCGAUACGAUGAGAACCUUUGGCUUCGACAGCCCGCCUCCGGGGGAGCGCCCAACCUUCCAGCAGAGGAAGACCGCGGAGCUACUCGGCCGCGAGGACAGUAAGAUCGGAUGGCCGAGCAACGUGCACAAGGUCGGCGACGAAGACGGAGUUCCCGACCGUCGCGCUUCGUCGAUGAGUACCAAUCCUUUCGUCGAUCCGGCUGAGCAGGCUCAACGCUCCCCCGCAUCACCGCGUGUGUACAACCCCAAACUCGGGGGCUACGUGGAGUCGCCUACUUCUGCCUACCCGGGGAACUACGAUCGAAACGACCAAACGUAUGCUCAGAACCGGCCCUCUUCCGAGCUCGAACCACAAGGCCAAUACAUCGCUUACGCGCCGCCGCGACCCAGCGAGGACCAGAGGGGGAAGACGGUAGAGAGCUUCAGCCGCCCGCUGACCGGCAAGCCGAGCGGCGAGGAGAUGAGAGUCAAGUACGAGAGCUUGAUUAGAGAUGGGAUGGGGAAGGAUGAUGGGCCUUAUGGAUAUGGCCGGUAGUGUGGUCAUGCAUUCAUUCGUUCUCUGUCGCUACGUAUUCCAGUCGUGUAUAUAGUGUC
Molecule: messenger RNA, 3396 nt
Organism: Trematosphaeria pertusa
Lineage: Eukaryota; Fungi; Ascomycota; Dothideomycetes; Pleosporales; Trematosphaeriaceae
Exons: 5
Coding region: 80-3337 (1085 amino acids)
Source: RefSeq, a predicted model, not a curated record